GGGACAAGCAUGAAUGAAGAAGCCCGAAAAAAAGAAGACCCAUGGCCCAUUUACAGAUGUGGUUGAUGGUUGAAGGUGUCGCCGCCUGUUGAGGUGGCGGUGUGUGUGUGUGUGAGAGAGAGAGAGAGAGAGAGAGAGAGAUGUCGAGAUUCCGAAGACUGUUGCAAGCUUCUGUGGAUGCUACUAAGAGAGUUAUAGCCGGUAACCUCGAUGAUUUGAUGCCUCCACCGGAAAAAUACAUAUUCAGUUUUAAUUCCAAGCAAGAAUUAAGCAAGUGGCAUUUGUAUUCUGAUUCUGAAUUUGGAGGUUUGUCCUCUGCAUCUCUGCAGAUAACUCAAUCUGAAAAUGGACUAAGUUCUGGAAUCUUCUCUGGAAACCUUUCAUUGGAUGUCAAUGUGGAUUCUAAAUGUAAAUGGAACAUUACUCGUGGUGGCUUCUGUGGAAUGCGCUCCAAAAAGUUUAAUGGCUUCAUUGAUUUGGAUUCAUAUGAUACUGUUGCUAUGAAAAUUAAAGGAGAUGGAAGAUGUUACAUAUCUACUAUCUACACGGAGAAUUGGGUCAAUUCCCCUGGACAGAUGGAAGAUAAUUCGUGGCAAGCUUUUGUUUAUGUGCCUAAAGACAACUGGUAUAUUGCAAAGGUAUUAAUUUCAAUGAUUGACCAGAUUCCUCUAGCUCGAUAUUUACCUACCUGGAGAGGGAAUGUUAUAGAUGCAGAAAUGGAAAUGAAUCCAUCCCGUGUUCUGGGCAUGUCUCUGUCUGUCAAUGCUGAGGGUGGUGUUCCAGGUGCUAGAUCUGGACCGGGUGAUUUCAGAGUUGAACUUGAUUGGAUCAAGGCCAUGAGAACUGAAUGAAUUAUAGGUUACAGAUAAAAGUUAAGAAUUUUGCUCUUCUUUUAGGGUGAUAAAUUCUGACCUUGUUUGUAAUAAUAAUGUAUCUAUUUAUGUUUCAUAUAGGGAAAAUAUAUUCAUUAGUUAUUCCACUGUCAAUGUGCUCUUCUGGUAGUCAUGACUGCUAUAGUAGGUCCAAUAACGGAUUUGGAUUUCAUAUUCACAUGGAAGCAUUUCCAGAAAGCAGAAUUCAUUAUUUUCAUAAUGUGUAGUAGAAUUCAUUAUCUAUUUAACUUUUUUUUUGGGUUCAUCUA
Molecule: messenger RNA, 1141 nt
Organism: Gastrolobium bilobum
Lineage: Eukaryota; Viridiplantae; Streptophyta; Magnoliopsida; Fabales; Fabaceae
Product: probable complex I intermediate-associated protein 30
Exons: 6
Coding region: 141-851 (236 amino acids)
Biological process (GO): mitochondrial electron transport, NADH to ubiquinone; mitochondrial respiratory chain complex I assembly
Cellular component (GO): mitochondrion
Source: RefSeq, a predicted model, not a curated record